UGAUUCACUAAACAAGUUAAUUUGAAUUGGUCGUUCGUCGAAGUUUUGCGUCCUUCAAUUUAAUCGAAGGUUAGCACAGAAUUGUUGCUGGCAUUAUCUCUUUGAAUUGUAUAAAGACUCUGACGCAAUAAUAAAGUUGUGCUGUUCUGAUUGUCUGGUGCAUUAUUGAUCAUUGAACUUGCACGACGAAUUUUCGUUCGGAGCGACAGAAUAGCCUGUUCUGUUGGAUAUUGUGAUUAAACAAUCAAAAUAAAAUAGCAAUUUUAUCGAAAGAAUUUGUGGAAUACUGAUGCUCAGGGAAUGUUCCUUAAUUAAUUAACUUUUUUACGUGAUCUUCAUAGGAAGGAUAUAUUUCUACACACACACACACACACAGGCAUUGUGUAUCAUCAUUGUUGUUGAUACCGUGUAUUCUUUAUCUAAGAAAGAAAAAUGAAUGACUCUUUCUUAGAAGAUUUGGGCCUGCUUCCUCCUACAAAUACUAAAAGUAAUACUAUCCCGGUAGAUAGACAUAUAACAACCAGGACUGCUACUUCUACUCCACUGCACCAACUGCAUUCACCUAAAGGAGACACUUUGAAUCAAAUGAUCGAGCAGCCUACAUUUUCAGAGAAGCAGUCGGUUCUGAAAGAGUACUCGGUAAGGGAGACCAAAAAGAUAUUAGAACAAGAUGCUAAAAAGCAACAGACAAAAGUUAGGAUAUCCGAGAAGAGAGAUAAAAUAGCCAGUGAUACUAAACUGAAGCCCAUUGAGAAUAAAGUAAAGUCCGAUGAGAAAGAAAUUAAAGACGAUAUCAGAACGAAGAUUAGAGAGACAAAGGUGAGAAUUGCAGAGAGUAAAACUGCGAGUAAAGAUAGAAUGAGACGUUCUGGUAGCUGCAAGGAGAGCAAUCAAGCGUGGGAUAUGUGUGCUAAAGAGAACAGACCUUCGGAUGGUUCGAAAGGAAGCAGUUCUCAGGUAGAAAUUGCUAAAGAGAAAGCAAAGAGUCACGAAUCUUCGAACAAGUCUGAUGUCAAGGGAAUUAAUCCUGAUGCGCUGCUAGAUGCCAUCAAGGACAUUGUAAGCACGCAUACCAAACAGGAGAGCUCCAAAAUCCUGAGAUUCAUGCAAGAGCUGCACUUUCAUUCUCAGGCGAACCUAAUUAAGAAUAUCCUAGUUCAGACGGAUGAGAUAACUAAUGAAAUACGUCCCAGUAAAGAAUCUAGUACAGUAAGAAGCCUAAUGGAACAAAAUGAGAGACUAAAGGAAGAUAUUGUCUUUCUACAGAAACAAAAUGCGGAGCUGCAGAAAAAGUUGGAAGAGUUGGAUCAUCUUAAGCAGGAGAACCUUACGCUGAAGCUGAAGUGUAAGGAGCUAUUUAAAUAAUUGCAGCGAAGCUUAUUUGCCCCUAGAGGUCCCUAGGGCAGUCAUAGGUGCUUAGGAACUUGUUGAAGAGAUGAUCCAUUCCAUUCUAUUGCCAGCACAUGUUUUACCAACACAGUACUUUCUAAAACUGUUACGUAUUAAGUGAUAUUUAAGUAUACCGAGAUUAAUAAAAGAUUCUAUUUUUUACUAAUAUUUUUAGUCAUUAGAAAUGCAUUGCCCAUCUUUAAGAUUCGCGUCCUCGAAUGGUCGAGCUUGCGUUCGUUUGUGGUUGAUAUAUUUAUUGAGGAAAUUUGUAACGAUCGUUUUCUGUACGAAACUGUUGAAUAAAAUUCUUUAUAUCGACAGCA
Messenger RNA from Megalopta genalis, 1712 nucleotides. RefSeq lists its product as uncharacterized. The record is from RefSeq and is a predicted model, not a curated record. NCBI's taxonomy places the organism in Eukaryota, Metazoa, Arthropoda, Insecta, Hymenoptera, Halictidae.